This is a messenger RNA of Corythoichthys intestinalis (scribbled pipefish), 2618 nucleotides long. RefSeq names its product NIM1 serine/threonine protein kinase a (gene nim1ka). Gene Ontology annotation, cellular component: cytoplasm. The coding region runs from base 423 to 1841 and encodes 472 amino acids. The transcript has 7 exons. Gene Ontology annotation, biological process: intracellular signal transduction; microtubule cytoskeleton organization; protein phosphorylation. NCBI's taxonomy places the organism in Eukaryota, Metazoa, Chordata, Actinopteri, Syngnathiformes, Syngnathidae. Gene Ontology annotation, molecular function: protein serine/threonine kinase activity; tau-protein kinase activity; ATP binding. The record is from RefSeq and is a predicted model, not a curated record.
CUCUGAUUGGCUCGCUGGCCAACCACUCCAAACAAUUCCCCUUGACAACAAUCAACCCAUGUAGCAGUCGCCGCGGAGUCAUCAUACAUCGGGCAAAAUUAAUCUUAAUUCGACAACUACAUUAAGCUUCUUCACUCAAGAUUUGAAGGCAACAACUGGCAGUCUUCAGAGGACUCAUCCAGAGAUUCAACAAAAUUAUUAAAGCUUCAAAAUUCAAAGGAAAAAAUUCAGAUGACUUGUUGGAGCUUCGUUUGAUUUUUUGAUGCAACAUGCACCAAAUUCUGGGAAGGGAACAUGUUUUUUUAAGAAGAAAUGACGUUUGGAUAAAGACACUGACAUGAUUCAGCUGGGAAUGGCUAAUAUAUAGGUAUCGCUGACAUGAGCUAAGUCCCACCUUGCUGCCUAGGUAUCCCCUUGGCAGGAUGACUGCUGUCUUUCCCUCAGAGAACAGCCCAGACGGGGCUGAAGCAGGGGCAGCGGGAGCAAUAGGGAAUAGCUCCGUUUCCGGUGUUGACACUGGGGAAUCCAAUGUAGAUUCUGCGGGAGGUUCUUUUGGAGGUACAGUGGUCACAGCCCAUGGCCAGAGGUACACGCGCUGCAGCACCCAGGACAGCUCAGACAUAAACACAGAUGAUGAAGGAGCGAACGUCCGCCGCCUUACACCGCUGGAGAAACUCAACCUGGAUAUGUGCCAGGAUGAGAGGGUGGUCCGUGAACUUGCAGUGGGCAGAAGAAUAAGCUUUUACAAAAUUCGAGGAGAGCUUGGCUGUGGAAAUUUUUCCCAUGUCAAGCUGGGAAUUCAUGCCCUCACCAAAGACAAAGUGGCCAUCAAGAUCCUUGACAAGACAAAGUUGGAUCAAAAGACCCAGCGCUUGCUGUCCAGAGAGAUCUCCAGCAUGGAGAAACUACAUCACCCUAACAUCAUACGCCUCUAUGAGGUGGUGGAGACAUUGUCACGGUUACACCUAGUGUUGGAGUAUGCUGGUGGAGGAGAACUCUACAGCAAAAUCACCACAGAGGGGAAGCUUUCUGAUGCUGACAGCAAAAUUGUAUUUGCUCAGAUCCUGUCUGCUGUUAAACACAUGCAUGAAAACAACAUAAUUCACCGAGACUUGAAGGCGGAAAACGUUUUCUACACCAGCAUUUCUUGCGUUAAGGUGGGUGACUUUGGCUUCAGCACUUUGAGCCGUCGUGAUGAAACGCUCAACACUUUCUGCGGCUCCCCACCUUACGCUGCCCCUGAGCUCUUCCGUGAUGAAAAUUAUGUGGGUGUCUUUGUGGACAUCUGGGCCUUGGGAGUGAUGCUAUUCUUUAUGGUGACGGGCACCAUGCCGUUCAGGGCAGAUACUGUGGCUAAACUCAAGAGAUGUAUUCUUGAAGGUGCCUUUACAAUGCCCUCCUGGCUUCCAGAGACAUGCCAAAAACUGAUCCGUGCGAUCCUCCAACCAUUACCGACUGACCGUUGCUCUAUAGAACAGGUGAUGAGCAGUGACUGGCUGCAACAUGUCGACUUCCCUCGGCCCAUGGAGCCCUUCAAGCUGGAGCCAUCUCACCUUGUAGAAAAGAAUCCUUCUGAGCUGGGGGUGGAGGAAAUGGAAGUAAUAACAGCACUAGAGACACUUGGCAUAACCUCAGAACACAUCCUGAACAAUCAGGGAAAGGACUGCAGGAGUUCCAUCACAGGAGUUUAUAGAAUCCUGCUGCAUGGUGCACACAAGAAGCACACUGUAGAGAGCAUGCCAACAGCCACGCAGGUACCUGGACCAAAAGCGACGAAAAAGGAGCGUUUAAAGGUGUACCGUAGUUUACGGCACACAUCCAAACUCUGUGUGAUUCUGUGACAUAAUGCUCAGGUUGAUGCUAGAUAUUAUUUAUACAGUAAGACAAUAUUUUGAUUUGAAAAGUGAAUGUCCAGCAGUAGGUUAAAACAUUAAAAACACGCUACUCCCUGCAUUCGAAAAAUGAAAUCUAGGAUUUCAUAUUAUUCAUUUAGUGAGUGAAAUUAGUCUCUGUGAGAAUGUUGCUGAUUGAAUUGUCUCAUCUUUUGACAGAGACUUCUUAAUGCACAAGAUUUGGAGAACAUUGAAUGUGAUGUACUUAGUCUUUGGCUGGAUGAAUGUAUCUGACACUAGGCUUGGCAUGAUUUAGCACUUAUCUUCCUUAUAAUAAUAAUAAUCACUCUAAAACAAUAAUCACUUUAGAAUGUGCAAAGGCUUGUAUGCACAUACUUCAGGGUAAACUUUCCAUUUCCAAUGUCGUUAGAGAUGCUUCGCUGCCAUCUUGCCUGAUGUAUCUCUACGAGAUGUCCCACAGGUCCUUAGCCUGUCAGGGAAAGCCAAUAAAUGACUUGGAAUUUGUUUUGACUCAACUUUGAAUCUUCUGAUCGUACCCAUACCCUUGCUCAUAACUGACUAAAAAUUAACCUGUUAUAAACAGUGUUGUUAAUAACGGCGUUAGAAUAUAACGGCAUUACUAACGGCAUUAUUUUCUUCAGUAGUGAGUAAUCUAAUUAAUUACUUUUCUCAUCUUGGCAAAGCCGUUACCAUUACUGAGGCGGGAAAGGCGUGCGUUAUUAUGCGUUACGAUGUUGGUUGACUGAUGCGAGAAAAGUCUGAAAA